Molecule: messenger RNA, 869 nt
Organism: Darwinula stevensoni
Lineage: Eukaryota; Metazoa; Arthropoda; Ostracoda; Podocopida; Darwinulidae
Source: the annotation of a GenBank genome assembly
CGUAGCCGAAAUGUGAUUGCCUCCUCCACAGGAUGAAUGGGACAGAGGUCCUUUCCAACAUCACCGAGGAAGGGAACGUGACCUUCCCCACAUUCCAGUCCCGUGAUGUCCGGCCCGAUCGAGGAGGGGGAGCAGGGUUUCUGGACGAGCCACAUGUGAUAUUUCUGGCGUGCAUCGCCAUUCUCGCUCCACUACUCUGUGCCACCGGCGGCGUCCUCCUGCUCAGGCGGCUGUGGGUGAAGCUAUCAGAGGACGAGCGACGACGGCGCUUACGGCGGCGAUGGGGGAAAGGGAGAGAAUCGGGUGAUAUGAGUUGUACGACCCAGACGACCCUGUUUAACCUGAAACCUCAUUCUCGUGCCUCUUGCCAUCAUCCCAUUCUCAGAGAUCCAUCUUCCGAUAGCCGGAUGAUCCUGCUGGACUGCAAGGGGGCUAAGAGCGACGGCGAAGGAGGCUCGGGCCUCCUGGGCUUCCCCAGCGUCCAUAGCAUCACUGUUCUCAUGGAGGACUCCCGACUCGUCGUCGAAAUCGAGGAACAACAACAGCAACAGGAACCAGAGGUAGAGGAGGAGAAGGAGGAGGAGAAACGGAAGGAGGAGAAGGAGGAGGAGAAACGGAAGAAGGAGAAGGAGGUCAUGAUGAAGCAAGUGGAGGAGCACGAGGAGGAGUGCAAAGGACCUGGAUUGAGUCAAUCGGACGGGAGCCUCCAUUAUGACGAGAAUCCCACCUAUAGAUACGGGAAUCAGAUCGAAUACCUGGGUGGCUCCUUCGGUUACCCCUGUGAUACCAGUUAUCAUCAUCAAAGAUUCACCAAGGCAAGGGCGAUGUCGCUGCCCUACCAUUCGCGGACUCUCUAUUCUUCUUCGUGA